AUGUGGUGGUUUAUCAGCGCUUGCUCAAGCGCCAUCUUUCUGCUCAGCAUCGUCCUCUCAAUACCCAUCGCCUUCGACGUCGGGGGCCGCGAUGCCGGCUUGGCCUACUCGCUUGCCCUUUUCCUCUUUUACUUUUUUUACAGCGUCGCCAAGCUCCUAACACCGGAAAAGUCGCGGAUACGAUGGUUCUUUACGAAUCUGGUGGGCUUGUCGCAGUGGCUCGUCCUACCGGCGCUGCUGAUCUGGGCCCUAAACCGCUUCUCGGUCGAUGCCGGGAACGCCAGCUGGGUAUCGCGCACCUUCUCGCAUAUCACAUCGACACACCACAAGACCUGGAAGGAGUGGUUCUUUGGUCAGGAGGGGUUCGUCGAGACGGUAGCACUGGGCGCAUGGGAUAGCACGCUGAGCUACUCGAGCCCCGUCUUCCAGAUGCUCGAGGGCUUCUGCAGCUUGCUGGUCAUCCAGGCCGCCGGCCAGAUUACGAGGUGGCUCGUCAACCGCGGGCGAAGUGACACUUGGGUGAUCCUGCUCCUCGUGUGCUCGGGCUCCAUCAUCUCCAGCGCCGUGUACUUUUUGUGGCGUGUGAUUUCCUUCCCGCAAGUUAGCAACUUCGAUGCCACUCUGAUCGGGGUGGCCAUGACGUCUGCUGCCUUCCUGUGCGCCUACGGCAUUGCCAGCGGACGCGGGAACCCGGUGGAGUCCUCACUCCUGUUUGCGUACGCCGUCCUCUGCGUCUACCAGAUCUUCACCGACUAUCAGCCCUCGCCCGAGGCCGCCGCGGCGGCCGAGCAAGCAGCCGCAGGGCAGCCCGACUUCCCGCCUCUGCCUCCCAUCAUCAUGGCCUCGUACUCGACCUUGAUGCACAUGUUGAGCAGUCUCCCGUCGGCCGUCAACUCGUCGUUCCAGUUCCUCUACGCCGCGUUCCAGACCAUCACGCCCAGUGUCAUCAUCUCGCUGACGUACCGCAUCAUCGUGUUUUAUUGCGCCACGAGGAUCAUUCCAGCCGUCAGGGAGCUGGGAGCGACGGCAAUCAUGGAGGAGCCCACUCUCGAAGACAGCGACGGGGCGAACCGCUUGAUUGGGUUUCUGAGCUGGUUUUCGCCGUCGAUGCUCAUCGCUGUCUACACCAGCCUGCUACUGCAGCACUUUAGCGUCUCCAGCGGUGACGAGGUGGGGUGGACGUUGCGGGCGGGAGACGCCGGGGGAAGCACAUGGCGGUGGGUCAACCUUGCGGCUACCAUGGGGCUGUAUGCCGUCGAGCUGUACCUCGGCGGCGAUGGGGACGGAGGCACUCAUUGGAAGACCGACUAG
Molecule: messenger RNA, 1311 nt
Organism: Parathielavia appendiculata
Lineage: Eukaryota; Fungi; Ascomycota; Sordariomycetes; Sordariales; Chaetomiaceae
Product: ICE2-domain-containing protein
Exons: 2
Coding region: 1-1311 (436 amino acids)
Biological process (GO): endoplasmic reticulum inheritance
Cellular component (GO): endoplasmic reticulum membrane; perinuclear endoplasmic reticulum; cortical endoplasmic reticulum
Source: RefSeq, a predicted model, not a curated record